Molecule: messenger RNA, 1492 nt
Organism: Erinaceus europaeus (western European hedgehog)
Lineage: Eukaryota; Metazoa; Chordata; Mammalia; Eulipotyphla; Erinaceidae
Gene: IFNK
Product: interferon kappa
Exons: 2
Coding region: 222-821 (199 amino acids)
Biological process (GO): cytokine-mediated signaling pathway; adaptive immune response; humoral immune response
Cellular component (GO): extracellular region
Molecular function (GO): cytokine activity; type I interferon receptor binding
Source: RefSeq, a predicted model, not a curated record
AGAGGAGAUAGCACAUCCAAAGAUAGCAUAGUCACUCAAAGUUAAAAAAAAAAAAAAAAGGGCUCGGAGACAAAGGGGCCCGAGAACCAUAAAAUGACGAAUGAGAAAGCUCCUCCCAGUUAAAGACAUUCAGGUAUAUAAAAGGCACAUAAAGGAACACUUAACACCAAAAACAUCAUUGUCAACUUUGAGUCUUUUAGAUUUUUUGAGCUCAGAAAAAGAUGAGUGCCAGGCCUGAUUUGAUUAGAAAGUGUUUGUGGUCUUCAUGCCUUGUCUAUCUGUUCCUCACUGGCAUCCACUCUCUAGACUGUAGCUUCCUGAAUAUUCAGCUGAGAAGAGUCACCGGGCAGAAUGCAAGACUUAUGAGUAGUAUGAAGGGACCACUUCGCCAAGAAUGUCUAAAAGACAUCAACAAUUUUGAGUUGCCUGAAGAGAUCUUCUUAUGUAACCAAUCUAAGAAAUGGAACAUCAAGGUAAAUUUCUAUGAAAUCUAUGCAAACGCCUUCCGCAUCUUCAGUCAAUAUACUGUCAAGUACUCUUGGGAAGAAGAGUGCAUGCAACAAAUCCUAAUGGAACUUAAUCUGCAAUUGGAGUCCUUGGAACAGUGCUUGAAAGAAGAGAAGGAAAAUGAUGAGAUUAAACACACAGAAGCUAAGUUUCCCUGGAAGGAAAACCUGAAACUGAAGAGAUAUUUCUUCAGAAUACAGAGUUACCUGAGAGACAAGAAAUAUAGUGACUGUGCUUGGAAGAUAGUUUUUGUGGAAAUUGGAAGAUGUUUCUACCACUCUCUGAAGCUCACAAGGCUUUCCAGGAAGAAAUAAGAAUCGUCUGCCCUCAAGCAAGAAUUAUCUUAAAGAUUUUGGCUACACAGAUGCAUGAAAGAAGUUGAAAAUGUGGAUUAGAGUAUAUUGUUCACCAGUGAAAGAAUCAGACAAUAAAUUAGUAUAAUCCAUUCAAUAAAGAGCAAGUCAUCAACAGAAUUUUUCUAAAUAAAAGAAAAUAUUUUGUUUAUUAUUUUAAGUUCCUUUGUUUUAUUUUGUUUCUUUAAUUUAUCUUAUAUUUAGUAAGAUAGGGAAAUUGAGAGGGAAGGGGGAGAUAAAGAGAAAAAGAGAGACACUGUUCUACUACUCAUGAAGUGCCCCCCUCAGCAGGUGGGAGUCAGGGUCUUGAACCAAGGUCCUUGCACAUGGUAACAUGUGUACUCAACCUGGUUCACCAUUGCCAUGCCCUCUGUUUACUACUUUUAUUUUUUUAACUUAUUUUCACUUUUAUUUAUUUAUUAUUGGGUAGACAGAGAGAAAUUGAGAAGGAAUAAAAAGAGAAGAGACAGAGAGACACCUUCAGCCCUGCUUCACCACUUGCGAGACUUUCCCCCUGCAGGUGGGGACCAGGGGCUUAAACCUGGGUCCUUGAGCGCUGUAAUAAGUGCACCAGAUGCGCCACUACCCGGCCCCUGUUUAUUAUUUUUCAAUGAAAGAGAGCUACAAGAAAU